Messenger RNA from Daphnia pulex (common water flea), 852 nucleotides. Its product is annotated as importin subunit alpha-1-like. Gene Ontology annotation, biological process: NLS-bearing protein import into nucleus. Gene Ontology annotation, molecular function: protein binding; nuclear import signal receptor activity. Bases 1 to 852 code for a protein of 283 amino acids. The transcript is spliced from 6 exons. NCBI's taxonomy places the organism in Eukaryota, Metazoa, Arthropoda, Branchiopoda, Diplostraca, Daphniidae. The record is from RefSeq and is a predicted model, not a curated record. Gene Ontology annotation, cellular component: nucleus.
AUGGUGGACGACGAAGAUCAGAUGCGCCCAACACGGAGGGAAAUAAAGAAGAGGAAACGUACUGAGGUGUAUGCUGAGUUGCGAAAAAUUCUUGAUAGAGCCAAGAAGGAAGAUCACUUGCUGAAGAGACGAAACCUUAAGAGUGAUGAUGAGCCCCUUUGCCCUCUCCAAGAACCAAAUCGCAUGGCUGCAGCCAACAUGAACAUUGAGGACAUAGUGAAUGGUAUCAACAGUGGUGACGAGAACAAGGAAAUCACUGCAAUAACCCACGUUGCCCGUAAAAUCUUCAGCAGGGAACGUAAUCCACCCAUUGACAUCCCCAUCAAUGCUAAUGUUGUUCCGAUUCAGGAGGUUGUUGACGCCGGGGUCGUCUCGCGGCCUGUCGCUUUGCUGGACCACGUUAAGGUAGCCGUGAUCAUCCCCACUCUAAGAACGGUAAGGAAAGCCAAGAAGGAAGAUCACUUGCUGAAGAGACGAAACCUUAAGAGUGAUGAUGAGCCCCUCAGCCCUCUCCAAGAACAAAAUCGCAUGGCUGCAGCCAACAUGAACAUUGAGGACAUAGUGAAUGGUAUCGACAGUGGUGACGAGAACAAGGAAAUCACUGCAACCCACGCUGCCCGUAAUCCACCCAUUGACAUCCUCAUCAAUGCAAAUUUUCCGAAGCUGGUGGAGUUGUUCAAUCGUAACAACCCCGAUCUUCAGUUUGAGUCAGCCUGGGCUCUCACAAACAGUGCUUCAGGCACAUCUGACCAGACAAACGCUGUCGUCAGUGCUGGGGCUGUUGCUGGCGUCAUUCCCCCGUUGGGGUCACCUCGUCCAGUUGUGGCCGAGCCAGCUAAUCCAGCCGCCUAG